AUGCCGACUCUUCGCCUUGGUAGCACCGCGCCCGACUUUGAGGCCGAGACGACUGGCGGAAAGAUCAAGUUCCACGAGUGGAUCGGCGACUCUUGGGCCAUUCUUUUCUCCCACCCCGACGACUUCACGCCGGUUUGCACGACCGAGCUCGCCGAGGUCUCGCGCCGCCAGCCCGACUUCGCCAAGCGCGGCGUCAAGGUCAUCGGCUUGUCCGCUAACAGCCUCGACUCGCACAAUGAGUGGGUGAAGGACAUCAAUGAGUGGGGCAAGACCGACGUUCAGUUCCCGAUUAUCGCGGACGCUGACCGCAAGAUCGCGACGCUCUACGACAUGCUUGACUACCAGGACUCGACGAAUGUUGACAAGAAGGGGCUCCCUCUCACCGUCCGCACUGUCUUCGUCAUCGACCCCAAGAAGGUGAUCCGCCUCACGCUCACCUAUCCGGCCGCCACCGGCCGCAACUUCGACGAGAUCCUUCGUGCUGUUGACUCGCUUCAGUUGACCGACAAGCACAAGGUCACCACGCCCGUCAACUGGAAGCCCGGAGAGGAUGUCGUCAUCCAUGCCGCGGUCUCGCAGGACGACGCGAAGAAGCUCUUCCCCGAGCACGAGGUGUUCCGCCCCUACCUUCGUACCACCAAGGCUCCUGCAUAA
Peniophora sp. CBMAI 1063 is the source of this 654-nucleotide messenger RNA. NCBI's taxonomy places the organism in Eukaryota, Fungi, Basidiomycota, Agaricomycetes, Russulales, Peniophoraceae. The record is from the annotation of a GenBank genome assembly.